This is a messenger RNA of Gavia stellata (red-throated loon), 16279 nucleotides long. It is a transcript of the gene KMT2D, whose product is annotated as lysine methyltransferase 2D. The record is from RefSeq and is a predicted model, not a curated record. Lineage: Eukaryota; Metazoa; Chordata; Aves; Gaviiformes; Gaviidae. Gene Ontology annotation, biological process: positive regulation of transcription by RNA polymerase II. Gene Ontology annotation, cellular component: MLL3/4 complex; nucleus. Gene Ontology annotation, molecular function: histone binding; transcription coactivator activity; histone H3K4 methyltransferase activity.
AUGGACGAACAGAAGCUGCCCAGCGAGGAGAAGGACGCGGACGCGCCAGCCGAUGGGGUCGUGGCCUCGGAGGAGAUGGGCAGCGCGGAGGGGGACCCCCUGAAACCCCCCGAAGGAGCCUCCGCGGGGCCGGAGCUGGAGAGCACGGACACGAAGGGACCUCCCCAGGCUGGCAGCCUGCCGGCCCGCCGCUGCGCCCUCUGCAACUGUGGGGACUGGAGCCCGCACGGGCAGCGGGAGCUGCAGCGCUUCGAGCCAGCGCCUGACUGGCCUGAGCGGCUGGUGGGGCAUGAGCCCCCCGAGGGUCCCGGCCAGCCCCCGCCGGAGCCAGCGGGUGAUGACCUGGCACAGAUCGGCUUCUCCGAGCGGGUGACGCCGGUGCAGCUCUUCGAGCCGACGGGGCACUGCUGGGUCCACCGCUGGUGCGCAGCCUGGUCCGCUGGCGUGGGGCAGGAGGCGGCAGGGCUGGCCGGCGUGGACAGAGCUGUUUUCUCAGGGAUCUCACAGAAAUGUGAACGCUGUCGGCGGAUGGGGGCCACCAUCCCGUGCCGGGCGGCUGGCUGCCCCCGCCUCUACCACUUCCCCUGCGCUGCCGCCAGCGGCUGCUUCCAGUCCAUGAAGACCCUCCGGCUCCUCUGUCCCGAGCACGUGGCCGAGGCCGUGCAGAUGGAGGACGCCCGGUGCUCGGUGUGCGACGGGCCGGGCGACCUGCGGGACCUGGUUUUCUGCACCAGCUGCGGGCAGCACUACCACGGGGCCUGCCUGGACAUCGCCCUGACACCCCGCAAGCGCUCGGGCUGGCAGUGCCCCGAGUGCAAAGUGUGCCAAACCUGCAGGCAGCCCGGUGAUGACUCCAUGAUGCUGGUCUGCGAGGCUUGCGACAAGGGCUACCACACCUUCUGCAUGGAGCCGGCCAUCGAGGGCCUCCCUGCCGACUCCUGGAAGUGCAAGAACUGCCGGGUCUGCUCGGACUGUGGCCGGCGCCCGGCAGGGCUCGACCCCGGCUGCCAGUGGUAUCGGAGCUACUCGGUGUGCGAGGGCUGCCAGCAGCGCCGUGCCGCCGAAGAUGCCCGUGGGGCGCCGGCACACGCGCCCCAGCCGGAACCCCCUGCCCAGACGUUGGUGUCCCCCGACCGCAGCGAGCCAACGGACGUGCCCGUCCCCCCACCCGAGCCGGAGCCUGCAGGGUGCGACGAGAAGCCGCAGCCGGGGGGGGACCCCGAGGAGGCACCCCCAAGCGAUGGCGGGUCUCCUCCUGGCGAGCCGACCCCUGUGGAGGUGCCCCCCAAUGAACUGCCCCUCGACAAGCCACCUUCCAACGAGUCGCCCCCCAACGAGUCACCCCCCGACGUGCAGCCCCCUGAGGAGCCGCCUCCUCUUGCGCAGCCCCCUGAGGAGCCCCCUCCUCUCAUGCUGCCCCCCAACGAGUCACCCCCUGAUGAGCUGCCCCUCGAGACACCACCCCUUGAUGAGCCACCCCUUGACAGACCCCCCCUCGAGGAGCUGCCCCCCAGCGAACCAUCCUUUGACGAGCUGCCCCCCACUGAGCCACCCCUUGACGAGCUGCCCCUCGACUUACCUCUCCUCGACAAGCUGCCCCCCAGUAAACCCCCGCUCGAGAAGUCGCCCCCCAACGAGUUGCCUCCUGACGAUCUGCCCCUUGACAAAUUGCCCCCCGAUGAGCUGCCCCCCCUCGAUCAGUCUCCCCCCGAUGAGCUGCCCCUUGACGAGCCACCCCCAGAAGAGCUGCCCCCCAAGGAACCACCCCCAGAAGAGCUGCCCCCCAAGGAACCACCCCCAGAAGAGCUGCCCCCCGAAGAACCACCCCCUGACGAGCUGCCCCCUGAAGAGCCGCUCCCCAGCGAGAUGCCCCCCGAGGAGGACCCCAAGCCACCAGGUCUCCUCCCUGAGGUGGCUGUGGCAGAGGAAGCGCCAGCCCUGGCCCCGGAGGUGCCCCCUGAAGAGGAGAUGGAGCUGGAGCCGGAGCCCUUGCUGCCCCCCGAGAUGGCACCCCCACCCCCGGCUCCCCCAGAUCUCCGCGCCGUCUCGCCAGCCCAGCCCCCAGACGCCUUGCCCGACGCCAAGGAGGACGAGGUGCCUGAGCCGCCCACCCCAGCCCUGCCCGAGCCCCCCAGCAGCCCUGGCACCGCCAUGGACACUGAGCCCCCCGGCUCCCCGCCGCCCCCCCUGGGCUCCCCUGCCUGCACCCUGGCUCCCACUGAGCCCCCCGAGGACGAGGAAAUGGAGACGGCCGGUGGUGAGGGGGAGUCACCAGCCAGCCCCCCCGGAGAUGGCCCCCAUGCCAGCCCUGCCCCAGCGCUGGGGCCCUUCCCCAGCCUGCCUGAGGAGGAGGAAGAGGAGGAGGAAGAGGCGCCAAGGCUGGAGCGGGAGGGCACCAGUGGGAGCUCCCCACCGCUGAGUGAGGAGGAUGUGCUGGAGGAAGGCCGCGCUGGGGGGGACCCUGAAGCCAAGGGGUCCCCCUUGCUCCUGGAGCCAGAGGAGCUGGGCCCUGAGACCCCCAUGGAGGUGUGCGCCGCUGGGGAGAAGCUGCUGGGCCGUGGAGACGAGGGGGGCCCCGAGCCCCCUGCCCUGCGCCCCCGGCCCGACAUCCUCAAUGAGAUCUCCAACCUGAGUCAGGGGGACACGAACAGCAGCUUCCCCGGCUCGGAGCCGCUGCUGGGGUCCCCGGACCCCGAGGGCGGGGGCUCGCUCUCCCUGGAGCUGGGGCCGGCCUCUGCCGACGCCAGCCUGCAGAAGGAGGACGCUGGGUCGCUGCCGCUGGGCGCUGAGACCGACGACUCACUGCUCUUUGAGCCGGCUGCCAAGGGGGACGGGGACAAGAGCCGUCGGCGCAGCUCCCCGGGGCGCUCCCGCGUUAAGCAGGGUCGCAGCAGCAGCUUCCCCGGGCGGAGGCGCCCCCGAGGUGGGUCCCACGGGGGCCGGGGCCGGGGCCGUGCACGCCUGAAGUCGACCACCUCGUCCGUUGACACCCUAGCACUCGCUGACGUAGAGAGCUCGCCCAGCAAGGAGGAGGAUGAGGACGAUGAUGAUACGAUGCAGAACACGGUCGUCCUCUUCUCCAACACCGACAAGUUUGUGCUCAUGCAGGACAUGUGCGUGGUGUGUGGCAGCUUUGGGCGUGGGGCCGAGGGGCACCUCCUCGCCUGCUCCCAGUGCUCCCAGUGCUACCACCCCUACUGCGUCAACAGCAAGAUCACGAAGGUGAUGCUGCUGAAGGGCUGGCGCUGCGUGGAGUGCAUCGUCUGCGAGGUGUGCGGCAAAGCCUCCGACCCCUCCCGGCUCCUGCUCUGCGACGACUGCGACAUCAGCUACCACACCUACUGCCUGGACCCCCCCCUGCAGACCGUGCCCAAGGGCGGCUGGAAGUGCAAGUGGUGCGUGUGCUGCGUGCAGUGCGGGGCAGCUUCUCCCGGCUUCCACUGCGAGUGGCAGAACAACUACACCCACUGCGCGCCCUGCGCCAGCCUGGUCGUCUGCCCCUUCUGCCGCGAGAAGUAUGUGGAGGAUGACCUGCUCAUCCAGUGCCGGCACUGCGAUCGGUGGCUGCACGCGGCGUGCGACAGCCUCUUCACGGAGGAGGAGGUGGAGCAGGCUGCGGAUGAAGGCUUCGACUGCAGCGCCUGCCAGCCCUACGUGGUCAAGCCAGCCGCGCCCGUGCCUCCCCCAGAGAUCGCCUUGGUCAAGGCGAAGGAGCCAGAGCCCCAGUAUUUCCGCUUCGAGGGCGUGUGGCUGACGGAGACGGGGAUGGCAGUGCUGCGCAACCUCUCCCUGUCGCCCCUGCACAAGCGGCGGCAGCGCAAGGGCCGGCUGGGCACCCUGAACGGGGACGGGGGGCUGGAGGGGGGCGACCCCCUGGGCCCCGACGAUAAGAAGGACGGCGACCUGGACGCUGACGAGCUGCUCAAAGCCGAAGUGGGUGUCGAGCACAUGGAGUGCGAGAUCAAGCUGGAGGCUCCAGCCAGCCCUGACCGCGACAUCGGAGCUGACGUGGACUCGGGAAAGGGGCUGGAGGACCCGGAGGAGUGCAAGAAGAGGAAGCGCAAGCCGUACCGGCCUGGUAUCGGCGGCUUCAUGGUGCGGCAGCGCAAGUCCCACACCCGCCUGAAGAAGGUCUCGGCAGUGCUGGCCGAAGUGGGGCGCGAGGGGCUGAGCGCCGAGGGGCACCCGGAGGAGGGGACUCCGGGGGACCUCCCGGCUGAGGGCAGCCUGGAUCCGGGCUCGGCAGAGGGGGACGAGAAGAAGAAGCGCCGGGGAAGGAAGAAGAGCAAGUUAGAGGACAUGUUCCCCCCCUACCUGCAGGAGGCGUUUUUCGGGAAGGCGCUGAUGGACCUGAGCCGGAAGGCGCUGCUGGCGGCUGGCGGCGUGGGGGACGGGGCCGCCCGCCCCUCCCUGGGCCAGGGCGCCCCGCGGCCCAAGGGGGACCCCAACCUGGCUGGGGCGCUGCAGGGUGCCCCCCCCGACAGGAGGGAGACCCCCACGCACCCCCGAGGGGACGACAGCACCGAUGGCAGCGCCGCCGCUCCUGACGACGAUGGGAAGGAGGACGCGAAGGCCGAGGACCUGGGGGCCGAUGAGUCAAAGGACUCCCCGGAUCCUGGGGAUGCCGAGAAACCGGCCACCCCCGGUGAGGGUGCGCUGAGCUCCGACCUCGACAAGAUCCCUACGGAAGAGCUGCCCAAGAUGGAGAGCAAAGACGUCCAGCAGCUCUUCAAGGACGUGCUGGGCUCGGCGGAGCGCGGGGAGCAGCCCCUGAACUGCGUGGCUGCAGGGAUGGAGGCCGGAGGCGCAGGGCAGGACCCCAGCCGGGCGCAGCGGCCGUUCCUGCAAGGAGAACUCCAGCUGCCGGGGCAGGGGAGUGUUUCCCUGGGCUCGCUCUCCGGAGCCGUCUCCUUGGAGUCGUAUUCCGGUGUCUGCCAGUCCCCGUUCCUCGAUAACAGGGAGCGGAGCGGCUUCUUCAGCCCAGACCACUGCGAGCCCGAGAGCCCCUGGGCCAGCAGCUCGGCUGCCACCACCCCCUCGACGCCCACGACGCCUACGACGGAGGGCGAGGGCGAUGGGCUGUCCUACAACCAGCGCAGCCUGCAGCGCUGGGAGAAGGAUGAGGAGCUGGGCGAGCUCUCCACUAUCUCGCCCGUCCUCUACGCCAACAUGAACUUCCCCAAUCUCAAGCAGGAUUAUCCCGGACUCCCAGACUGGUCGAGCCGCUGCAAACAGAUCAUGAAGCUCUGGAGGAAGGUCCCCGCCACGGACAAAGCCCCCUAUUUGCAAAAGGCCAAAGAUAACCGGGCGGCUCAUCGCAUCAACAAGGUGCAGAAGCAGGCCGAGAGCCAGAUCAACAAGCAGACCAAAGGGGAGGGACUGCGCAAGCCAGAGAGGCCCUCGCUGCACCUGCGGAUCCCGGUGCCACCGGGGGCACAGCCCGUCUACAUCAGCAGCCCCCCCGCCACCGGCGAGGGCUUCCUGAAGCCCCCGGCGGGUGCCGGAGGGGGACCGGAGUCGCCCAGCGAGCUCUUCCUCAAGCUCCCGCCCCAGUCCCCUGCCCAAGUGCCUUCGCACGAUCCCUACGGCGUGGCACCUGCCUACACGCUGGAGCCCCGCUUCCCCUCGCCCCUGGGCCAGAGCCCCACGGCAGGCGCUGCCUUCCAGCCCUUCCCUGGCCAGCCCCAGCCCCUGACUGGCCCCCGUGCCGUCCCUGGCUCCCAGCCCCCAGACUUCCACCCCACACCCCCUGGCACACCCCGGCACCAGCCCGACCCCGACCCUUUCUUGAAGCCCCGGUGCCCCUCCUUGGACAACCUCUCGGUGCCGGGGAGCCCCGGGGCUCGGCCCCCCGAUGCCCUGCUCUCUCCCCUGCCUUUCGGGGAGCAAAAGAAGGGCCUGGAGGUGAAAAAGGAGGAAGGGGGGAGCCUGGGGGUCUGCUCACCCGGCUAUGCCCCCGCUAUGGGCUACGGGGACUCCCCGGGCGGCCCUCACCUCUCCGCUGCGGAGAUGAAGGCGGCUGACGUCUUCAAAGCCCCCAUGACCCCACGGGUCUCUCAGGUAGAGCCGCAGAGCCCAGGGCUGGGGCAUCGGCCCCCCGACCCCCAUCCCCUGGCCCCUUCGCCCCCCGGCCACCCCGAUCUCUACCGCCAGUCACCCUACCCAGACCCCUACUCGCAGCCCCCGCUGACGCCCCGGCCGCAGCCCCCCGAGGCCUGCUGUGCCCUCCCGCCCCGCUCCCUGCCCUCGGAGCCCUUCUCCCGCGUUCCUGCCAGCCCCCAGUCUCAGUCCAGCUCCCAGUCCCCCCUCACUCCCCGGCCGCUCUCCAACGAAGCGUUCUGCCAGUCCCCCGUCACCCCCCGCUUCCAGUCCCCGGACCCCUACUCCCAGCCGCCCUCCCGGCCCCAGUCCCGGGACCCCUUCACCCCCCUGCACAAGCCGCCCCGGCCCCAGAUGCCAGAGCCAGGGUUCAAGUCGGUGCCGCUUUCGCACAGCCCGGCGGCCGGCGGGGGCUUUGGGGGCACCCCGGCGGGCGAGCCCCACGCCAAGGCACCGGGCGGGCAGCAACCCCCCUUCGCCCGCUCCCCCGGCGCCAGCGUCUUCCCAGGCAGUCAGGCCCCCAUGCGCUUCACCUUCCCCCCGGCCGUCUCGGAGCCACUCAAGGGCUCCCCGUCCCACCAGCCCCAUGGGAUCAACAGCCAUUACGUCCCCGGCAAGCCCCAGAGCUCAGCCUACGCCUCGUCCCCCGGCUUCCACCAAGCCGGCAGCCCGCUGGGGCCGGGUGCCGCGGCUGCCGAGACCUACAGCCUCUCGCCCCUCCGGCCCCCCUCAGUGCUGCCGCAGCAGCCCCCAGCUGCCCCACAGCAGCAGGACGCCUCCGUCACCUUCCUGCCCCGAGCCACGCUGGGGCCGCCGGCUGACAAGAGGGAGGAGGCGACCGCAGGGCUGUCAGCACCCCCAAACCGGGACCUGGCGGAGCUGCCUGGUGGCCAGGAUGGGACCCUCGGCACCAUGAGCCAGUCGGAGCUGGAGAAGCAGCGGCAGCGCCAGCGGCUCCGCGAGCUGCUCAUCCGCCAGCAGAUCCAACGCAACAGCCUGCGGCAGGAGAAGGAGAGUGCAGCGGCGGCCGCCACCUCCUCACCGGCGGGCUGGGCCCCCGACGCCGGCAGCCAGGCCUUCGAGCUGAGCCGGGGCAUGGCCCCUUACCAGCCGGCACAGGAUAAGGGUCUCCUCGGGACGCUGGCUACUGCGGCAGGUGCCGGGAAGCUGCCUGGCUCCGUCAUGGUGCAGGCGGCGUUUGUGCAGGACGAACGGCUCUCCCGGCCCCCGCCGGCAGCCACGCCAUCCGCCCUGGACAUCAACGGGAGGGCGGCGGUGGGCCCCCCCCAGGCCUUCUACCCCCGUGGGGUCUUCCCGGCGCCAUCCCCACAGCAGCACCUCUGGCAGCAGCAGCAGCAGCAGGCAGCCGCGGCCCUGCGGCUCCCCGUCGCCUCCCGCUUCGCCCCACCAGCCACUGGCACCCCCGUGGGCAGCCUGGGCACCCGCCUGCCAGCACCCGCCGAGGCGGUGCCUGCCUCACCCGCCGCCCUGGGCGCUCCCUUCAUCGAGCUGCGGCACAACGUGCAGAAGGGACCCGGGGGGGUCGUGGGCUCCCCCUUCGCUCCCCAGGCACCCCGGCCCCGCUUUUUCCUGCCUGGGGAGGAGGGCACCCCCCAGGCCCUUUGCACGCCCGUCGUGCCCAUGCAGGCGCUCCCCGCCCCGGCGCUGCAGCCCCAGAAGAUGCCGGUGCCGCUGCCGCCUGCCUCCCCACAGGGAACUGAGAUGAGCAACAGCCACCACCAGCCUCACGCCAAAGCAGCCGCCCCCCCGCCGCUGCCGGCCCCCAGCCUGGAGCUGCAGCACGUCCCCCCACGCCCGCUGUCCUCCAGCUCUGCCCUCCGCCCCGAGGGACCCAAGGACGGUCCCACGCCGGACCCAGCACCAGCUCCGGCCCCAGGGAAGAGCCACCUGAGCCUGGAGGGGGGCCGUCUGCCCUGUGAGGUGCCGGUGGAGCCCGAUUUGGAUGACGACUUUGGCUCCCACAAGGACCUGGAAGACGAUGAUGAUUUGGCCAACCUGAGCCUGGAUCCGGACGUGGCUAAAGGGGAUGACGACUUGGACAACCUGGACAGCCUGGAGACGGCAGACCCCCACCUCGAUGACCUGCUGAACGGCGACGAGUUUGAUCUGCUGGCCUACACCGACCCUGAGCUGGACACCGGCGACAAGAAGGACAUCUUCAAUGAGCACCUUCGCCUGGUCGAGUCGGCCAACGAGAAAGCCGAGCGCGAAGCCCAGCUCAAGACGGAGCCGCCGGCGCCCAGUUUGAAGCUCCCAGACCCCGGGGAUGGCAAAGACACAGCCCCAUCCACGGAGGACCAGGAGGUGCCCAAGGAAGGGCUGGUGCCCGCAGCGGGCUUGGGACCUGCUCCCUGCCCAAUGGGUGCCGCACUGGCACCCGACCUGGCUUUCAAGGCGCAGGGCACGGAGGCGAAGGCGGGCUCGCUGCCUGCCGACGUCAAGCCCAAGCUGGAGGACGGCUGCCUGAAGACCUCUCCCUGCCAAUUCACCGCCGGUGGCCCCGAGCGGCUCCCGGUCCCCAUCAAAUCAGAGGCCCUGCAGGGCACGGAUAAGAUCUCUGCCUCGCUGGGGCUGAGCCUCAAACCCGGCCAGACCCUCCUGAGCCCCGGGGCCGGCCCGGCUCGCCUCAGUUUGACUCACUUCCCUAACAGCGGCCAUGCCGGUGUCCCCGUGCCGGAGAAGGACCCCUAUGCCGGCCCCAGCCGUGGGCUGGCCCCUGCCCAGCUGGCCAGCCAGAGCAACCCCUUGCUGGAGAAGUUUGAGCUGGAUGGUGGAGCCCUGGGUCUGGGCAGCGCCCGGCACUCACCAGCCGAUGACCUGGACAAGAUGGAGAGCUCGUUGGUGGCCAGCGAGCUGCCCCUGCUCAUCGAGGACCUGCUGGAGCACGAGAAGAAGGAGCUGCAGAAGAAGCAGCAGAUGUCAGCCCACCUGCCCCGGGGCACCCCCCACCUCCCGGCCCCGGGGCACCCCAUGCUGCACGCGGCAGCACCCGGGCAGCCCCCCGAGGGGCAGCCGCCCCGCCUGGGCGCCCCGCAGCCCCCCCUCCAGCUGGGGCUGGUGGCCAGGCCACCGCUGAUGCCGCCGCAGCCGCCCCGGCUCAGCGCACCCCAGCAGGGCCCGGCGCUGGCCCCCCACAUGGGCAUGGCCCCCGGGCAGCCCCACGUGCUGGCGGCCCCCCACGGCGUGCAGGUGGCUCUGGCGCAGCCGCAGCAGAGCCAGCAGCAGGUACUGGUGCAGAAGCCGAUGGCCGGGGUGCAGCCACCCGCUCUGGGCCUGAAGCCCCCCCAGCUCGUCAUGCAGCAGCAGUUGGCAAACAGCUUCUUCCCGGACACAGACCUGGACAAGUUUGCGGCUGAGGACAUCAUGGACCCCAUUGCCAAGGCCAAGAUGGUGGCACUGAAGGGUAUCAAGAAGGUGAUGGCUCAGGGCAGCAUCGGGGUGGCCCCGGGCAUGAACAGGCAACAGGUUUCCCUGCUGGCGCAGCGGCUCUCGGGGGGCCCAGCUGUCUCCGAGAUGCAGAAUCACUUGCUGGCGGGGAGUGGGCAGGAGCGGAGCAGCACCGACCCAACCCAAGCUCGCCCCAACCCACCCACCUUCGCGCAGGGCGUCAUCAACGAGGCCGACCAGCGGCAGUACGAGGAGUGGCUCUUCCACACGCAGCAGCUCCUGCAGAUGCAGCUGAAGGUGCUGGAAGAGCAGAUCGGGGCGCACCGCAAGUCACGCAAGGCACUCUGUGCCAAGCAGCGCACUGCCAAGAAAGCCGGGCGGGAGUUCCCCGAGGCCGAUGCUGAGAAGCUGAAGCUGGUGACGGAGCAGCAGAGCAAGAUCCAGAAGCAGCUGGACCAGGUGCGGAAGCAGCAGAAAGAGCACACCAACCUCAUGGCUGAGUACCGCAACAAGCAGCAGCAGCACCAGCACCAGGCCUCGGCCGUCAUGGCCCUGAGCCCCUCGCAGAGCCCCCGCCUCAUGUCCAAGCUCCCCGGGCAGCUGCUCUCGGCGCACGGUGUCCAGCAGCCGGCGGGGGCCGUGGUGGGCGCACAAGGCCUCGGCCAGCAGCCGGGGCAGCCUGGGGGGCUGCGCCUGCCCCAGGGCGGCGUGUCCAUGGCCGUGCAGCAGGGCCUGUCCUUCAUGGGCCAGCAAGCCAUGGGGAAUGCCCCGGUGCCCGGCACCUCCAACGCCUUCUUCGCUGGGAACCCUGCGCUCCGCGGGCUGGCUGCCGACAGCCGCCUGAUGCAGGAGAGGCAGCUCCAGAGGAUGCAGCUGGCCCAGAAACUGCAGCAGCAGAACAUGCUGGGACAAGUGUCGCUGCAGCAGCAGCCGGGCGUGAUGGGACAGGCAUCCAUGCAGCAACAGGGUGUGAUGGGACAGGCAUCCAUGCAGCAGCCGGGUGUCAUGGGACAGGUGUCGAUGCAGCAAUCAGGUGUCAUGGGACAGGCAUCAAUGCAGCAACAGGGCGUCAUGGCACAGACGUCCAUGCAGCAGCCAGGUGUGAUGGGACAGACAUCAAUGCAGCAACAGGGCGUCAUGGGUCAGGCAUCGAUGCAACAGCCAGGUGUCAUGGGACAGACCUCGAUGCAACCGCAGGGCGUCAUGGGACAAACCUCGAUGCAGCCGCAGGGCGUCAUGGCACAGACAUCGAUGCAACAGCCAGGCAUCAUGGGACAAGCAUCAAUGCAGCAGGCAGGUGUCAUGGGACAAGCAUCAAUGCAACAGCCCGGCCUCAUGGCACAGACACCGAUGCAGCAGGCGGGUGUCAUGGGACAAGCGUCAAUGCAGCAGCCAGGCGUUAUGGCACAGACGUCAAUGCAGCAGCAGGCUGUCAUGGCACAGACGUCCAUGCAACAAUCGGGUGUGAUGGGACAAGCGUCCAUGCAGCAGCCGGGCGUCAUGGCGCAGACGUCGAUGCAGCAGCCCGGUGUGAUGGGCCAAGGCUCGAUGCAGCCGGCAGCCAUGGUGGGGCAGCCCAGCCUGCUGGGGCAGCAGCAGCCGGCACCGGCCCCGCAGCCGGGUGCAGUGGGGCAGCCCAUGGUGCCGAAGCAACCGGGGCUGAUGGGCAGCCAGCAGAGCCUUCUGGUGCAGCAGCUCUCGCCCCAGCAGCAGCCAGGCUUGUUGGGCCACGCGCAGGCACCGGGGCUGCAGCACCAGCCGGUGCUGGGCCACCCCCCACCCCAGCGCCAGGUCCUCCUGGCCCCCCACCAGCAGCGGGUGCUGGGCUCGCCCCAGCUGGCGCCGCAGACUCCGGGGAUGCUGGGCCACCGGCUCGUGUUGUCCCAGCAGCUGGGGCAGUCGCGGGCGCUGCUGGCCCCGCAGCAGCAGCAGAACUCAACAGCCGCCCAGCCGGGCCUCCUGGGGCUGGGCCAGGGGCAGCCUCCGAUCCAGCACUUUCCGCAGCACGGGGCGGCGGGCCAGGCCCCCUCUGUGUUGCACCUGAGUCAGGGAAUGCAGCCGGCCCCGGCGGUCUUGGCUGCCAAAGACCAGCCUGGAGGGGCGGAUGGCAGCGCCCUGCCUGCCGAGGGCAGCGAGAGCGGGGGGCAGCUGCAUGGGGGCCCCCAGGAGCAGCAGGGAGCCCUCAACCCCCCGGGGCUGGGUGGCCCAGAGCCCCCAGCCCCCAAGCACCAGGCUGAGCUGGGGCAGGGCCAGCAGCUCCUCUUGGCCUCCCCACAGCCGGGCGUCCUGGGCUCGCAGCCGGCGCUGCGGGCAGCCCCUGUGCAGCCGGGCACCCUCCUUGCCCCGGCGCUGCAGAGCCCCGGGGCCCCCCGCCCCGAGCUGUCCCAGCAGCAUGGGGACACUGCCGGUGUGGCGGAGCCGCUGCUGGGCUGCGGGACGGGCCAGGCACAGGGCAUGACGCUGCCGCAGGCACCGCGGCCCCCGGAGCAGUUGGGCAAGGGGCCGUCGGGCUCGCUGCAGGGCCAGCCGCAGCCCCCGCGGCUCCAGAGCCCUGGGCAGCACAAAGCGGGGCCGGCAGUGCCAUCGCCGGGCACAGCCACGCUCCCCCCGGGCCUCCUGGGGCAGGUGCCGGGGCCGGUGAUGGGCCAGAUCCGUGCGCAGCUCCAGGGUGUCCUGGCCAAGAACCCGCAGCUGCGGCACCUGACGCCCCAGCAGCAGCAGCAGCUCCAGGCCCUCCUGGUGCAGCGGCAUCAGCAGAGCCUGCUGCAGCAGAGCCAGGCGCUCAGGCCCCCCGGACCCUUCCCCGGGCAGGCCCCGGACCACGGCCCCGCGGCCCGCCAGCCCCCUCGCCCGCUAGGGCCCCUCUUCCAGCCGCGGCCGGGCACCCCGGCAGAAGCGCAGACCGGCUUUGCCGCCGAGCAGGGGCGGGCGCUGCCGGGGCAGCCCCCCCAGCAGCCCCUGGCCGAGCUGGUGCAGGCAGCGCUGGCUGCCCGCGGCCCCCAGCCCAGCCUUGUCCGGCUCCCCACGCCACCGGCCCCCUCUCCCCUGGGCUGCGUGUCCCAGCACUUGGCCAGCCCCGAGCAGAGCCCCCAAGAGCCAAAGAAGACAUCGCCGGGGGUCCCCGCCUCGGCCCCCAGCCCUGCGGCGCCAGCGGAGCAGGGGCUGCCGCCCACGUCAAGCAGCACCCUCCCCGACCCGGCACACGGUCCCUGGGACUCUGAGGCACCCAGUGCGGACCCAGCUGACCCCAGUGAGACCCACGUCAACGGGGCUGUGCCGGAGGGGGUCCCCACGGCAGCCGAGCUCCCCCAGAUGUUGGUGAAGCAGGAGCCGAAGGAGGAGGUGGUGGCGGCGCAGUGCGAGCUGGACGGAGAUGAGGCAGCGAAGCCAGAGGCCAACGGGGAUCCCGGGGCCAGCCAAGCCAACAGUCUGCUGGCACCGGGCGGCCGCUCCGAGGCUGGGCAUCUCCUGCUGCAGAAGCUGCUGCGGGCCAAGAACGUGCAGCUCUCGGCGCAGAGCCCAGGCGAGCUCAACGGGCACACGGAGAGCCGAGGCGCUGGGACGGAGCUGCGGCCGCAGCCGGUGCUGCUGGGCCGGGAGGACCCCUCCAUCGCCAGGAAGCCAGCGGCCACCAAGCCCAAGCGGGUGCAGAAGGGCAACGAGCGGGUCCCGGCCUCCCGCAAGAAGCUGCGGAAGGAUGAGGGGCUGCGCCCCGGCGAGGCCCUCAUGAAGCAGCUGAAACAGGAGCUGUCACUGUUGCCGCUGACGGAGCCGACCAUCACGGCCAACUUCAGCCUCUUCGCGCCCUUCGGCAGCAGCCCCAUCAACGGGAAGAGCCAGCUGCGGGGCGCCUUCGGCAGCGCCGUGCUCGACAGCGUGCCCGACUAUUAUUCCCAGCUGCUCACCAAGAACAACCUCAGCAACCCACCCACGCCACCCUCCUCGCUGCCCCCCACGCCACCCCCCUCUGUGCAGCAGAAGAUGGUGAACGGUGUCACGGCCCCCGAGGAGCUGGGUGAGCAGCCCAAAGACGCCGACCCGGCCCGCGAGCCCCACGGCCAGAAAGACACGCCGGCCGUGGAGGUGAAGAGCCUGGACCUGCUGGCAGCUCUGCCCACCCCUCCCCACAACCAGACCGAGGAUGUCAGGAUGGAGAGCGACGAUGAGAGUGACUCCCCGGACAGCAUCGUCCCUGCCUCGUCCCCUGAGAGCGUGCUGGGCGAGGAGCUGCUCCGCUUCCCCCUGCUCAGCGAGGCCAAGCCGGAGCUGGAGGAGCGUGUGCUGUCCCCCAUCAUCCCCAUCAUCCCCCGGGCCAGUAUCCCAGUGUUCCCUGACACGAAGCCCUACGAGGCCGCGGAGCCCUUUGGAGCCACCCCUGGGAAGGUGGGGCCGGCGGGCCCAGGCGCGCCGUGGGAGAAAGGCAAGAGCAGCGAGGUCUCCGUCAUGCUGACGGUGUCCGCAGCGGCUGCCAAGAACCUCAAUGGGGUGAUGGUGGCCAUGGCUGAGCUGCUGAGCGUGAAGAUCCCCAGCUCCUACGAGGUGCUGUUCCCGGACGGCCCCAUGCGAGCGGCCGUGGUCGAGGCCAAGAAGAUGGAGACAGACGUGGCUGGGGUGCUCGGUGCCAAGGAGAAGGUGGCGCUGGCUGGGAAGGUGACGGACAGCAGCUCCGAGUGGUUGAAGCAGUUUGACGCGGUGCUGCCAGGGUACAGCCUCAAGGGCGAGCUGGACCUCCUGACGCUGCUCAGACAGGAGAGCCCUGUGCCCGAGAAGACCUUGCACCACUGCUACGUCAACAACGUCUCCAACCUGGACGUGCGGCAGCUCUCCAUCAUGCCCCAGGAGCCCUCGCCCCCACUGUCCCCCUCUGUCCCCUCCCCAUCUAGCCCUGCUGAGGCUGCCAGGGUCCCCGACCCCGAAGCGGCCCACGAGGCAGCCCCGGCCCCCCCAUCGCCCCUGCCACUGGCCACCUCGCCAGCCCCCCAGGAGGAAGGGGCCACGGCCCCCCACUCGCCACCCCGCUUCAAGCCACGCUCGCGGCCGCCGGAGGACGGGGACGAAGCGCGGCCCCGGCUGAAGAAGUGGAAGGGGGUGCGGUGGAAACGGCUGCGCUUCCUCGUCACCAUUCAGAAAGGGGGGGCCAAGCGGGAUGGCGACAAGGAGAUAGCCGAGUUCAUCGACAAACUGGGCACCACCCUGCGCCCCGAAAAGGUGCCGCGGGACCUGCGCAAGUGCUGCUUCUGCCAUGAGGAGGGCGACGGAGCCACGGAUGGGCCGGCCCGCCUGCUCAACCUCGACCUCGACCUCUGGGUCCACCUGAACUGCGCCCUGUGGUCCACGGAGGUCUACGAGACGCAGGGGGGGGCCCUGAUCAACGUGGAGGUGGCCCUGCACCGCGGGCUGCUCACCAAGUGCUCCCUGUGCCAGAAAACCGGCGCCACCAACAGCUGCAACCGCAUCCGCUGCCCCAGCGUCUACCACUUCGCCUGCGCCAUCCGCGCCAAGUGCAUGUUCUUCAAGGACAAGACCAUGCUGUGCCCCUUGCACAAGCUGAAGGGCCCCUGCGAGCAGGAGCUGAGCAGCUUCACCGUCUUCCGACGCGUCUACAUCGAACGGGACGAGGUGAAGCAGAUCGCCAGCAUCAUCCAGCGCGGCGAGCGGCUCCACAUGUUCCGUGUGGGCGGGCUGGUCUUCCACGCCAUCGGGCAGCUCCUGCCGCACCAGAUGGCCGACUUCCACAGCGUCACGGCCCUCUACCCCGUGGGCUACGAGGCCACGCGCAUCUACUGGAGCCUGCGGACCAACAACCGCCGCUGCUGCUACCGCUGCACCAUCUGCGAGAACAACGGCCGCCCCGAGUUCGUCGUGCAAGUCAUCGAGCAGGGCCUGGAGGAUCUGGUCUUCUCCGACUCCUCGCCGCAAGCCGUCUGGAACCGGAUCAUUGAGCCGGUGGCGAUGAUGAGGAAGGAAGCCGACAUGCUGCGACUCUUCCCCGAGUACCUGAAGGGCGAGGAGCUCUUCGGCCUCACGGUGCACGCGGUGCUGCGCAUCGCCGAGUCGCUGCCUGGCGUCGAGAGCUGCCAGAACUACCUGUUCCGCUACGGGCGCCAUCCGCUGAUGGAGCUGCCGCUGAUGAUCAACCCCACCGGCUGCGCCCGCUCCGAACCCAAGAUCCUCACCCACUACAAGCGGCCCCACACCCUGAACAGCACAAGCAUGUCCAAGGCCUACCAGAGCACGUUCACGGGCGAGACCAACACGCCCUACAGCAAGCAGUUCGUGCACUCCAAGUCCUCCCAGUACCGGCGCCUGAAGACGGAGUGGAAGAACAACGUCUACCUGGCGCGGUCCCGCAUCCAGGGGCUGGGGCUCUACGCGGCCAAGGACAUCGAGAAGCACACCAUGGUCAUCGAGUACAUCGGCACCAUCAUCCGCAACGAGGUGGCCAACCGGCGGGAGAAGAUCUAUGAGGAGCAGAACCGCGGCAUCUACAUGUUCCGCAUCAACAACGAGCACGUCAUUGACGCCACGCUGACGGGGGGCCCGGCCAGGUACAUCAACCACUCGUGCGCCCCAAACUGCGUGGCUGAAGUCGUGACCUUCGACAAGGAGGACAAGAUCAUCAUCAUCUCCAGCCGGCGCAUCCCCAAGGGGGAGGAGCUCACCUACGACUACCAGUUCGACUUUGAGGACGAUCAGCACAAGAUCCCCUGCCACUGUGGAGCCUGGAACUGCCGAAAGUGGAUGAACUAGCUGGGAGAAGGGGCUGGGGGCC